AUGGCUUCGCGAUCGCCUUCGCGUGGCCGCUACCAGUCCCGGACUCACUCUGUGGCCCCCCGGUCUGCUGAUGGCCGCCGCCGUCGCUAUGACUCGCGUUCCCCGUCGCGCUCGCCCACGCCUCCGCCGCGUCGCAACGGUCGCUACCGAAGCGGCAGCCGCAGCGCUCGGGGCAGAGAUAGUCGCGAGCCAAGCGAGCUCCCGCCGCCCUUGGGCACAAAGGUUGUCGUCGAACGCCUCUCCAAGAACAUUCGAGAGGCCCACCUCCGCGAGAUCUUUGGCCGCUAUGGCCCCAUUCAAGACCUCGACCUUCCCAUGAACAGGACUUUUGGCACAAACCGCGGCACCGCCUACAUUCUCUACCAACACCGCGAGGACGCGGAGGAAGCCAUCGCCCACAUGCACGAGGGCCAGAUUGACGGUGCCGUCAUCCACGUCUCCAUUGUGCUACCGCGUCGCAUCUUCUCUCCCGAUCCACCCCUUGCCCGACGAGGCGCCAACAUCGAUCCUCGAGUCCCGCUUGGCCCUUCUCGUGGAGGACGUGGCCCACGCGGCUUCCCCGGCCGAUACGGCCCGCGACCUUCUGCGUCGCCCCCUCGUGGGCCCCGGGGUCGCGGUGGUGGAUUCAGGCAGCGCAGCACGUCGUACGAUUCUUACUCGUCUCGUUCGAGGUCCAAGUCGCCCCCUCCGCGACGAGGCGCCGGCGGCAGUCGGCUCGGCGAUGGCCCUCGUCGACGCAGCCCCAGCUACGACAGCUACGCCGACCGCAACCGAUCCAAUAGUCCUCGACGGGCCUACCGUUGA
Messenger RNA from Hirsutella rhossiliensis, 804 nucleotides. Its product is annotated as RNA recognition motif domain-containing protein. Gene Ontology annotation, cellular component: ASAP complex; cytoplasm; nucleoplasm. Gene Ontology annotation, biological process: mRNA splicing, via spliceosome. Lineage: Eukaryota; Fungi; Ascomycota; Sordariomycetes; Hypocreales; Ophiocordycipitaceae. The transcript has 5 exons. Gene Ontology annotation, molecular function: RNA binding. The record is from RefSeq and is a predicted model, not a curated record. Bases 1 to 804 code for a protein of 267 amino acids.